AUGCUCUCCCGACGGGGUGGUCGAGGAGGAGCCGGCGUCAUCAGCGGCGGGGGGGAUCGUCACAGGGGUCGGUCUUUUGGCUGGCAACCUCGAGGUUUGGCAGAACUCGAAGGCCCUAUAUGGGCGGCAUGUGAGCGAGUUCGCUGGCUGAUUGAGGGAGGAGGCGCUGGAGGUCUGAUGAAAAUCUUGGGUAGGGCCGCAACCCGAACAGGGGCAGCGGCGGCCGGGGCAUUAGCCAGUUCGGCCAAGGUAGCUCGCUGCCGGGCGUGCCAGCUAUAG
Messenger RNA from Arabis nemorensis, 279 nucleotides. Lineage: Eukaryota; Viridiplantae; Streptophyta; Magnoliopsida; Brassicales; Brassicaceae. The record is from the annotation of a GenBank genome assembly.